This is a messenger RNA of Fusarium vanettenii 77-13-4, 1137 nucleotides long. RefSeq lists its product as uncharacterized. The transcript is spliced from 3 exons. Gene Ontology annotation, molecular function: catalytic activity. Lineage: Eukaryota; Fungi; Ascomycota; Sordariomycetes; Hypocreales; Nectriaceae. The record is from RefSeq and is a predicted model, not a curated record. Gene Ontology annotation, cellular component: endoplasmic reticulum. The coding region runs from base 1 to 1137 and encodes 378 amino acids. Gene Ontology annotation, biological process: transmembrane transport; nucleoside metabolic process.
AUGAUCAUAUCAAUGUGGUCCCCAGAGGCUGAUGUUUGGUACGACCGUCUACCAUAUUCAGGACUUGGUAACUUGACUUCGUCAUGCUAUCACUCCCCUGGACUGUCUAUGCUCUUCCCAUCGACUUGCUGUAUAGAAGGCGGUGCCAUCUGCCUGCAGACAGUUGGCGAAGGGGAGAUAAACUCUGCGGCAUCUCUCAUGGCCCUUGUUUUGUCACCCAGAUUCGACUUCAGCAAGACCUACUUUCUCCUCGCCGGGAUAGCCGGUGUCAAUCCCAAACACGGCACUCUGGGCACCGUGGCGUUGGCCCAUUACUCUGUCCAGGUCGCCCUCCAGUAUGAGAUUGACCCUAGGUCGCUCCCCUCCAGUUUUCCCACGGGCUACAUCUCGUAUGGCCGCAAUCAGCCUCACGAGUAUCCUUUCAUCACAUAUGGAACUGAAGUAUUUGAACUCAAUGCCCGACUUCAAGAUGAGGCUUAUGAUCUUGCUUCCAAAGCAGAGCUGUCAGACGCUGAUGGGCCGCGACAGUACCGCUCCCUGUAUGUCCGCAUGGGCGAGUCAUACAUGGCUGCCUCACGACCACCAAGUGUUGUAAAGUGUGACACAGCUACCAGCGAUGUAUACUACUCCGGGAGCAGACUCUCAGAGGCAUUUGAGAACACGACAUCAGUCUGGACCAACGGGACUGGGGUCUACUGCAUGAGUGCACAGGAAGAUAACGCAUUGCUCGAGGUCUUGGUCAGAGUUGCAAUUGAGAAGCUCGUUGACUUUGAGAGAGUCAUUGUCCUCCGAAGCGGCUCCAACUUUGACCGUGCCCCUCUUAACCGAUCCGACCUUGAGCAUCUCACAGAUUCUCAGCAGAACGGCUUCUCCAUCGCCAUCGACAACAUAUACAAUGCUGGUGUCAAGAUUGUCGAGGGCAUCGUCGAAAACUGGGACUGCAAGUUCAAAUCGGGCGUCAAGGCGGACAAUUACGUGGGAGAUAUAUUUGGCAGUCUAGGCGGAGAGCCAGACUUUGGGUUUGGAAGCCUCACUCGUGGAGAGCGCGUCGCUCCUGAUGGUAAAGAUACUACUUUGGCGAUGAAGGAGAUGGACAGACGCAAGUUUUUGACUCAAAAGUCGUUGAGAAAGGUAUAA